Messenger RNA from Ictalurus furcatus (blue catfish), 1860 nucleotides. RefSeq names its product transcriptional protein SWT1-like. The transcript has 7 exons. The record is from RefSeq and is a predicted model, not a curated record. Bases 441 to 998 code for a protein of 185 amino acids. NCBI's taxonomy places the organism in Eukaryota, Metazoa, Chordata, Actinopteri, Siluriformes, Ictaluridae. Gene Ontology annotation, cellular component: nucleus.
GCAAAAUAAAUAAAAUAAAAAAUGCAUCCAAUCACAAUCCUGUGUGUUUCACCAUCAGAGCAAAACUAGCCAAUCUAAAUCCGCCAUGCUUCACACGUGACAUCAGAGUUACCCAAUCACAAUCUUGAAUAUGAGAGCGGUUAUUUACAUCUCUACCCAUAUUUCGAUGAAUCCCGCCUCCAGCGCUGUGAUUGGGUAACACCGACCCAUUUCUGCGCUCCGAUUGGAUGUUCGGGUUACAUCCUAAUCCUGAAUACGAGUGGAAUAAAAAUAACAACACGUCUGAAUUUGAAGCAGCGAGAUACUCGGUCCAGUCUGUCAAACUCCGGCAAGUGACAUUUUCUCUCAGUUUAAUAUCCCAGUGACACAACAAGAGCUUAAAGUUUAAAGGCAGCAGCGAUGCCCAGAAAAAAGACCAGAACAAAGAAGCAUAAGAAAGAAUGAAAGAAACGCAGAUCGUCAUCGUCCUCCGGCGAGGAUCAGGGGACAGAGGACAGAGAGAGACGCAGAAGCAGUCGCAGGGACAAAAACAAGCAUGUGAGCAGACUUGUUGUUACGACGCUUCUACUGAGUGCACAGAAACCAGUGAUAAUGAUUAUGAGAUGCAGAUAGUUGAGGAGCUGCAUCUGGCUCGCUCCAACAGACAGCUGCACGUGAAGGUGGAGAAGAGUUACGGAGAGCUGACCAGCAUGGACGUAGACCCGGCAGACGAGAGCGCCACCAUUGCACUCAGUCAGAAACAGCAGCAGGACCUCCUCAUUGUGCUCGACACCAAUGUUCUCCUCAGCCACCUGGACUUUGUGAGGAGGAUUAGAUCCCAUGGACUUGGAGCUCUGGGGUUCCCGACGCUGCUGGUUCCCUGGGUGGUUCUACAAGAGCUGGACUCGUUAAAAAGCAGGAAACUGUCAAAGGCCAGCUGUGGACUACAUCUACACCUCCCUGAAGAACCAGGAGCCGCGUCUCUGGAGCCAGUCCAUGCAGCAAGUGUCUCACGCUGACUGUGAGCUGCUGAUUUUGUGUGUUUUUUCAUUUGUUCUUUGUAUGAAUGCAUGCAGCAGCUCACCAGGUGAUGGCGCUGUUGGUUAACAUUGUUUCAGGCAGGCUGAACGUGGAGGAUAAUGACGAUCUAGUGCUGCAGUGCUGUCUCCACUACAAGACAUUGUAACUUUAGCUGAUAAAGUAUAGAGACAUUAAUGUGAGGAGAAACUGUACACAUUGAAAACACUUGGAGUAAUUUAUAAUGCGUUCAUUUGUUUAUUUAGGUCAAAUUUCAUCUAAAGAAAAGGCUGCAUGCAAUGCAUUUUAUAGCAACGAUAAGAACCUGUGCAGUAAAGCUCUGCUGAGCGGAGUCAAGGCCCUGAUUAAUGGGCGUUCCCUAAAGUGGUUCUCAUCCUAUUUAUAUAGGAAAACCUUUGCUGUGGAAUUAGUGAGCUCUAUUUCCUGCUCUCAGCCUAUCUCAUCUGGGGUUCCUCAAGGUUCUUGUCUUGGCCCUGUGCUGUUUUCUCUAUAUAUGCUCCCUUUGGGAUUAAACUCUCAAACACAGUGUAGCAUAUCAUUGUUAUGUAGACCAUACCCAGUUGUAUCUGCCUCUGAAAUGUAAUGAUAACUCCAAACUGUCAUGUAUCAGGAAACUCUGGACUCCAGUUCCCAUCAGCCACUGCACUACAUGUCACAUGACCACCUGCACCUGAUUCAUGUUUCUGUUAAUGAGCACUCGUGUGUAUAUAUAGCCACUGUCUGCACUAUUUCUCUGUCUUUCGUUGUAUUAGACUUCUGUGUUCCAUGCCAUAGUGGUUUGCCUAGUUGUCUUGGUGUCUUUGUUUUGUUGUGUAUUUGUUUAAUAAAUGUUCUUAUCUGCGA